Culicoides brevitarsis is the source of this 580-nucleotide messenger RNA. Its product is annotated as sex-regulated protein janus-A-like. The record is from RefSeq and is a predicted model, not a curated record. Lineage: Eukaryota; Metazoa; Arthropoda; Insecta; Diptera; Ceratopogonidae. Gene Ontology annotation, cellular component: cytosol. The transcript has a single exon. Gene Ontology annotation, molecular function: protein histidine phosphatase activity. Gene Ontology annotation, biological process: peptidyl-histidine dephosphorylation. Bases 35 to 490 code for a protein of 151 amino acids.
CACAUUCACAUUGAAAGUCACUCAAUGAUAUUCAAUGUUUACCAUUUUCCGGCCACUUUCAUCGCGAGCUUUUUCAGUAAGAACGACUUUAUCGAGAAAUUUCUCCUGCAAAAACAUGAGUGACGCAAAGUUGGAAGCUGUUCCCGAUGUCGACAUCGACGACGAAGGCGUUUUCAAAUAUAUUCUCAUAAAAUUAUACGGCAAAGCAAAGGAAGACGGUUCGGAACCUUCAAAAGUCAUCGUUCGUGGCUUCCAAAGAGCAGAAUGGCACAACGAUAUUUACGAGGAAGUUGGUAGAUCUGUUAAUGCUUUAGGACUGGAAACGGAAUGUAUUGGCGGAGGACGAAUCGAGCAUCGCCCAGAGAAAAAAUGGUUGAAAGUUUAUGGUUACUCGCAAGGUUUUGGAAAAGCUGAUCAUGAGUUGUCCAAAAGCAUUUUAUUGAAAAAAUACUCCGACUAUACAAUCGAGUGCUCCGAUGAAGGAUACUAAACUGAAUAGAUAUCUAAUAAAAUUGCUACGCUGCUGUUUUAUUAUCUCUUUCUUAUCAAACUUAAACUCUAGAGUACAGUACAAUCAGAU